Amyelois transitella is the source of this 8911-nucleotide messenger RNA. RefSeq names its product protein unc-79 homolog (gene unc79). NCBI's taxonomy places the organism in Eukaryota, Metazoa, Arthropoda, Insecta, Lepidoptera, Pyralidae. The transcript is spliced from 59 exons. Gene Ontology annotation, molecular function: protein binding. The record is from RefSeq and is a predicted model, not a curated record. Bases 256 to 7938 code for a protein of 2560 amino acids.
UCGAUCAAUAGCCUGAAGAGAAAGGCGAAUCUAGAUUCAGGCCUUAUCUCUUUCGCCCAGUCGUUUAUUCGUGUUUUGAAACCUGAACUGCUGUAUUGAUUGGGCUACGUGGCGUACUUUUCAUGUUAACCGCGAGUGUUGUCCGGCGCUUCAAUGCAGGGCAGUUUCAAGAUUCAACUUAUAAACAUGGGGACUCGGGCGGCGGCCUAGGUAUGAAACGGGGAGGUCCCAUUGCGUAGUCGCUUUUUGUGUGUAAUGCAGCCACAGGCGUGCGAUAUCAUGCAGUAUUUAUUGGAGCCGCUGAAUCAGAAAGUCACCGCGAAGAUCCGCAGCCUGUAUGACUGCCAGCUGCGGCUAAUGCACAACAUCCAGCCGCUGCCUUCCGGCGCGGACAUUGCUAACACCGUCAAGUACUUCUCGCAGACGCUUCUUAGCGUUUUGAAAGAUGUACCGCGUUCGCCAUUGGAAAUGAUUCGUGACGCCGACAAUGACGCGGACCGAAUGAUGCUGUACCCCAACUUGGACUACAAGGGGUUGUUCAACGCUAUCUCGCAGCUGGUUGAUGCUGCUCCACAUCUGCAGUAUGGGAUACAUCCUUUUGGCCAAGCAGUCCUGCAAUGUCUGGGUUGCCUCCUGCCGUUUUUAGAGUACGACAUGAUAGACAACCUUCCGUAUUUGGUUGCGUAUUGCGUGGCGGUAUUCCCCGUCACCCUACAUCAGGAGAUAUUGCAUCUGCUGUGCUAUUAUAUUCUGCCGUUUACUAUUUCUCGUAAAUACUCUGGUCAAGAAGAAGAGAGUCAGGCUUCACAGUCCGUCGCUGCUAUCGUCAUGAUGGUGUUCCAGCAUUCUAGCAACCCAGCCCAUCACUGCCAGCUCCUAGAAUGUCUUAUGUCUAUGAAGCAGACAGUAGUGAAAGACAUACUAUGCGUGAUCGCGUACGGCACUUGGGGCGCUAGAGUGUCGGCGGCGAAACUGCUCUUCUAUUACUGGCCUCCAUUCGACGCUAAACUGUUCGAUAGAAAGGGACUGCUCUGCAAGUUUUCCAACGACCUCGUGCCGUUCCUAUGCCAACGAGACAUGUGCCCCAACGCGGGCUCGGCCGAAGCUGCCAAAGUGUGCUACGACCACUGCAUCAGCGUUACCUUCGCUUCGGACAGCCCCCCACCUCUGUAUCUUUGUAUAGAGUGUGCCAACGAGAUUCAUAGAGAGCAUCCAAAUCAAAGGUUCUUCGACAUAUUACAUCCUCAGCAGCAAGUGUCUAUGGUUUGCGAGAACAAGAACUGUCGUUCUUCAGACAAGGCUGCGUAUUCAAUCUGUUUCUCCAAUGAGUGCGCCAGUUACAACGGAAACCAUCCUAUCAGAUACUGCCAGCAAUGUCACGGCAACCGGCACAACAGCCGGCGCGGCGGCGACCACGUGGUGCACACGCGCCUGCCGCUCGCCUGGCAGAUGGACAGCGACAUGCAGACCAACCUCGUCGAAGCUAUCAUCAGUCUCCUGAAAGAAGCCAAGCCGAUCAACAUGGAGGAUCCUGACAGUGCGUCGGAGCAGUUGAAGCCGCCGCUCACUGUCAACUUGCCAGACCCCAUCUCGGUUGAAGAUCGUCAACUAUUGGGCAGAUACGGCGUUUGGCUGAUGGUGGGUCUGUGCACGCCGAACCCCGACACUCCGGACGAAGUGCUCGGGCGGCUGCUCUCUGUGCUGUUCCAUUGGUUCCAUGUCACCUCCUUCUCUUAUACAGGAGAAACCGCCACGAUGGUGGAGAAGUUGAAAUGCGAGCACGUUUGCGGCUGGCUGCGAUCGAUCGCACAGUCGCACCGCAUGGUGCUCGUGUCGUGUCUGAUGCCGCACCCCCCGCAUUACACCAGACAGGCCGGUCACUGGGACAACUUGGCUUCCAAAGCGCAUCACCUCAAAGAUGGACUCAAUAGGUUAUACUGCUUGAUACCGUACGGUAUAAUAACCCAAUCCAUAUGGGACUAUAUCAUGCCGGCGUGGAUGGAAGCCAUCUGUACUGAUGUGCCGGAAAAAGAGCUGAUGGAGCUGAAAGUGCCGCUGGCGAAGAUUCUGGAGCCGGACGGCAGCAUGGUGGGCGUGGACGAGCGCCAGCUGUACAGGUUCGCGGCGCUGCAGGUGGCCGCCAGCCCGCGGCCCGCCGCCGUGCUGCCCGUGCUGCACUGGUUCCAGACUAUAUCAAUGUUGGAAGUGAAGAUCCCUCUGAACCAGCUGUUCGACUUGUUCAGCAACUGCGUCAUCAACCUGCCUGAGAAAGUUAUUAAACCGCCAACAGAUCCGACAAAGUCGAAGGAAAAAGACUCCCCAUCCUCCGAGAAAGAGACAGAAGAUGAAACGAAGCCGCAAAACCUGACAUGCUGUAUACUGAUGCUUGAUAUACUACUUAAACAGAUGGAGUUACAACAACGUCGGAUCAACAUUCAGACCGUGAGCAGUGAGGCGACGAAACUACUUCGGCUAAUGCUCAAAUCUAACCAAGUCAAUACUGUUGAACACGCUUGGUGCGCAGCAGAAGGUGCGUGUGGGUACUGUGAAGCUGCGGCGCUUUGGCAUCAGCUGUGUGUGUUGCUAGUACGAGCUAUCGUGCCUGACACCCACCGCGCUAAUAGAGAGCCUUCAUUGGACGACAUGUGGUCGGAAGCGCAGCCGAAGAAAAACCAGCCGGAGGAGGGCGCGCCGCCGGCCGCCGCCGACGCGCUGCUGGCGCUGGCGGGCGGCGCGGGCGCCGAGCGCGGCUCGCUGGGCGGCGUGCUCGUGCACAUGCCGCACUUUGUUCAUUUCAUGCAACUGUCACUUAUAAGCGACGUCGGGUCGGACGCUCGGUCGGACCCCACCCUGACCAAAUCGUCGGCCGACACGCAAAUAAUGACAGCCACAGUGGAAACUAUAACCGAGCAACUAGACAUGGCGGUGACGCUGCCUCCCGCCGACCAACCGCCGCUCGCCACAGCGCACACUGUCACGCUGACUGACACAGAUGUCGCCACUGCCACUGCUGAUGUUUCGACGCCAAAUCUGCUCGGCGACCACGAAGCGACCGCCGAAUCCGUAGAAGAAGACAUGACCAACUUCUGGCCGACAUCCGCGGGGAAAUUCCACUUCUGUAUAGACGAGUUGCCCCAAGAGUUGCAGUACAUACAUCAACUUCUUCAGGAGCUCAAGAGUACUUCCAGGCCAGACGUGCUGUACCACUUGCUCCAGUGUCUACAAGUGUUGGUGUUGAACGCGGACGCGUUGGCCGAACAUAGGGGCUUCCUCAUUUGGUGCCAGGAGAACCUGCUCAUCGACAACCUUUGGAACGUGUGUAAUGCAUCUCACUCUCACAUCUGCUCAGUUGCGGUACCAGUGUUGCUACACUGUGUCACAUUAGCAGGUGGAGCGGACGUGUUCUGCAAUUUGAUACGAGAUCAGUUCCAUCAUCACGAUCACCGCGUGAGAUUCACGGCAACGGAGCGAGUCAUUAUUAUUAUACGCUUCAUGGACGGGUCGCCAAUCAAAACCAGCCUACCUCUACAAACGGCGUUGGCCACCGCCUUCUGCUAUCUCAUAUCGAGCAUGGACGAUAUAAACGUGUACGUCGCCCAGCGAGCCACGCUGUACAUUGGCACUAUACACGACAACGCGAUCGAGUUACUUCUCUACUGCCUAGAAACCCAAUUCGACCUGGUCAUAGUGGACCGGCCAAUGGUACUGCAAUCGAUCUACCAACUGCACAACACACUCAGCGACCGCAAGAUUCUGACGUGGGACUUCUUCCUGAACAGAUUCGAAGCUCUGUUCUUGGAAGCGCAGAUCAAUUCUAAUAAAGCUAUAGAUUUUUCAAAUUUGAGAGGUAUCGAGACGAGUUCAGAAUGGUUCCUGUAUAAAGUGCGGCGCGCGCACGAGGCGCUCAGCGUUUCCGCUCGUGACGCCAACGUCAACACACUAAGUGCCUCGUUUGGCACAAAAUGGCCGUACAAGAGGACCAUUUCGGCCCCGGCCACUAUGCCGCCGCAUCCAGACACCAGACAUGAACGUGAAAAGGUGUACUCGCGCCAGUACUCGGCGCCUCUGCUGAAACGGAAAACCUCGCGCUUCGGCCUGGGGCAGCUGCUGACGACCACGCCGCAGUCUCUCGGGCCCACGCCCCGAUCUAAUAACACUCACGACGGCUUCCAUUCCCUAUCUGGACGGUCUACCGAAGACACCCUCACCACGGUGUUGCCGAAAGCGGUGGAUCUCGAGGAAGCUGAUCGAGAAACCACCAAUCUGCUUGUAUUUCUUCUCAUGCAGUUUUUGUCCAGAUCUGAUCAAGCACAUCCUACUGAAGACAAAGCGACUGCCAAAAGUCAAGAACUGGUCCUCAAGCAUUUGUUCCUCCUACUGGGUUACAACUGUGUGGAGAAGUACUUCCACAUAGCGCCUUAUACCCUCAGGCAAUCUUCAAUUUUCAACGCGUUCAUGGCGAAUUUGCCCCAAGUUUUGGACCAGAACCAUGUGAUGGGCGCUAGUAUUGCUGAACCCACGCUUGCACUCUUACAAUACUGCAGCGGGCCGCCUAGCGGGUCUGCGCACGCGCUGACGGCUGGCGCGCACUCGCUGGCGGCGCUGGAGCCGCACGUGCGCCGCCACUGGCUGGCCGCGCUGCUCGUGCUGCUCUACAAGUAUCACUACGGCAGUGGCACCAUCUGCAGUCAAGUUCAGACACUAGUCCGUAUUGUACUGAACACGGUGGAAGCACAAUAUCAUCAAUGUAAACGAAUACCGCCCAUGAUUGUUAUGCCGCAAGCCAGAGCCAGGGAUCUGUCGCAGCCGUCGCUGAAGGCGGAGCUGGAGGCGGGCGCGGGCGGCGGCAGCCCGCUGGCGGCCGAGCGCGCCCGCAAGCACGCGCUGCGCUCGCCCGCGCACAUGCACACGCACUGGGAGGAGCCCGCCGGCAACAAAUAUCAACAAUGGAGUUUAGAACAGGAGUCUUCAGAGAGCGAACUGAUCGCUAUACCGGAGACGAGCGACAAGUCUGACACCACAGUACACGGCAGUACUGCACCUGGUUCAUUCGACGAGCCGUCUCACUACGAAGAUCCCCCUAAAACGGAAAUGCCGGCUGCUACACCAUAUCCACCGCUGGGGAAAAUUGGUCCAACAGUCAGCUCCCGCUCAACUCAUCAGCUGUCAACAAGUUCUUCUGUCUCUGUUGGCAGCGAUUCGUCCAAUUUGAAAUCGACCCCCAUGAGCGGCCAGUCGGUGGAGAUCUGGCCGGAUCAGAUGCACGGGCCGACUUCGCCGCGCACCAAAAUACUGGGAAAACAGAAAAGGAUUGUUGUAGGCAACAGCACAUCCCCAGACACGGCCCCGUCGUCGAGCGGGUCGGGUCAGUUCUCGUCGUGGCCGCACAACAAGUCGCCGCCACAUUUACACGCAAAGAGCCCCGUGAAGGGCGUUACUCCAUCGGGCGUCGCAUACGCGUCUCCAGAAUCCCCGCUGUCCAAGAUGGAGGUGUGGUGGCCGGCGCCUGCGCACAAACACACGCACACCCCCCACCAAGCCUUCAACAUACCGCCCACCGAGAGAUUAUUGCCAAUCGGAACGAAACCGAACAAGGAACCGAACCCAGUAUUCAAUGCUCUCGUGGACAGAGUCCGAGAAGCACUUAAUUUACCUGCAGAUGACUCGACCGACAAACCGGAGUCGCCGCAGGAGCCGAAGAAAUUGUCUUCAGAAGGAAGCCGAUCCCGGGGCGCGUCCCCGCGGCGGCUGGCGCGGCAAGCGGCGCAGCAGGGCUCGCCGCCGCCCUCCGACCACGACGCGCCCCACCCCGAGCCCCAACCCGCGCCCCGCCCACAGAGCACGGAAAGCGCCUGCGAGGCUGGGUCGUGGUGGGAGAGCGUGUCGCGCAGCGGCCGGCGCGCCGCGCACGCCGCGCCGCUCGACGCGCCGCCCGCGCCCGACACCACGCUCUGCUACAGGUGUGCGGAAUGCGGUUGCGCAGUAGAACAAUGCAGCGACGAAGAACUAGGGUUGUGUGUGAUUGUGCUGGCCACGUUCAUACACCGCGAGCCCGCUGCCGCGGCCGGCAUGCUGCCCGCCUUGUUGCAGAGUGUCAGCAGAGUGGUACAACUGGGCCAGUACUCGUGGCAAGUGGACACCAACACGCGUCUCCCCGGCAGCGCGGUGUUCGUGGCGCAUCAGUUCCUGCGCUGCGUUCUCCACCAGCUCGCCAACAACAACGUGUUCCUGCAGAUAUUCCUGCAGAGAACACCAGAGAAACAACGGCAAAUGUUCUUCAAGAGUAUAGCCCAAGCGUUCGUGGACUUCAACGAACUGUAUCCGUGUGGGCCGCUGCAAUUGGUCGUUGAACAUUUGAACUCGAAGAAAACUCUGCCAAUCGAUCAAAUAACAGUGAUCGCUGGCAACAUAGCGAUGUACCUCGAAUGUCUUGCGCCCGAGGCUCUCGGGCCGAGCAGCGCUUGCGUCGCUUUGCUUCAACAGCUCGAAGCGCUGUUUCGUAGUACAGCCCUUCAGUUGCCACAAUUAGACGAUGUUCUUCCGCUGUUGAGAGUGGCCACAGCCGCUUUGAAGAUUCCGUGCGCAGCGCAACAUAAAAGCAUCCUCGAGCCGAUAUCGAAGAUCAUCAGUUACGGCAUUCAGAAUUUCGUGGUGAAAUUAUCGGUGAUAUCAGAACUGAGCAUGGCCUGCGUGCGGGUGUUCAGUCGCGACCGAGACAAGCUGCUGGUGUGCAGAGUGUUGGUGUACGAGCUGGUGCAAGCGCUGAGGACCAAGACCACGGUGCCCGACGACAACCUGUUUAUACUCAUACAAUUUGUGCUACAAGGUCAUGGUUGCACCCUCCUUUUGCCGCCGCAGUUAAGCGCAGGCGAGCUACUAGCAGCGCCACCUGGCGGGGAAGUGAGGGACUUGGGCAGUGGCGCCGUAGAUUGUAUGAGACCCCAUUUACCUGACAUGCUGGAUCUAUUGCAGGAUCCACACCUGUUGAAUAAGAUCAAAGGUUCCGUAUCGAAAUCCAUCGUGAACAGAAACCUCAUCUGCCUCAACGAAGACACUCUAGGCGCUAUAGUGAAAGGUGGCAUCGCACAAUACGUGGCUAUGGAGUUGGCGUUAGAACACAACAGAGGGAAACAGGAUCGCGGGCAAGCUGCUAGACAUAUGCCGUGGCUCACGAGCUCUAUACCCGGUUCCCGCGAGGUGUGCGAGUGCGUGUCGCGCGUGCGGCUGGUGUCGUGGCUGGUGAUGGGCGCGCUCUGCAACGCGCGCGGCCCGCUGCCGCUGCCGCAGCCCGUGCCGCAGGACGCCACGUGCCACAUCACCGACCACAUACAGACAAUAAUGUCCUCGUACGUUGAACAAAGCAAGCCGGGCCCGCAGCGCAUGAACGCGCUGUUCCACGCGUUCAUCCUGUGCCACCUGUGGACGCUGUACCUGGAGGAGAUCGCCAGCGCCGCCACCCCCAGCAGCGAGCCCCACAACACCACCGUGUGCAUCCUGCUGGACUUCUGGUGCAAACUGGUCCCUAGCAUUCUGCAGGUCACCGUCACUUCCAACAUUUUGGCCGAGACGGUGAAUCUACAUUUCCUGAGUUUGUUAGAGUCGCUGUUGGAAUGCAAUUCAACGGUGCUCAACAAACUAUUGCCGUUGUGGAUACCUAUUCUGCAUUCGCCUUUGUUUAACAUGCCUCGUCACGUGCAACAACGUUUGGACGCGUGUCGCGAGGUGAAGCCCGAGGCGGUGCGGAACUACGCGCAGCACGCGGCGGGCGGGGGCGCGGGGGCGGGCGCGGGGGCCGGGGGGGCGCUGGGCGGGGCGCGCGCCGCGCCCAGCGCCGGCGUCACCAGCGGCACGGCGGCGCGCGCGCACCGCCGGCUGCACCGCUUGCUGGCUAAAAUGGCGCAGCUGGAACUGCAGCCUCAUACCUUCUAUUUUAUAUAAGAAGGCAAACGGCGCAUGAGCGUGGCCUACCAGUAUUUUGAAGACUAUUGGCUCGGUUUACCCCGCAAAAGAUGUACACGUGAUUAUAUGUAUGUAAGGCCUAGAUCCAUGGUAUAAAGAAGAUUUUGAAUAAUAACGCCAUCUGUUGGAAAUAAAAGUUACGAAUUAGAUUGUUAAACGCCCUAGUCACUAGUGGUACUGCGUAUUGAGCACAUAAAAGACUACAUUUACUUUUAGCUAAGAUGGUUUAGUCAGAAUUGCAGUCUACCUUCUGUUUUAUCUAAAAGGUCUUAAAAUAAAAAUAUUGAAAGAAAGCGCCAUCUGUUAGCUAGUUUGUAAGUUAAAUCAAUUCUAAAGUGUGUAACAAUAGCGCCAUCUAUAAUAUAAACACAGUGAGAGUUACAACCUGACACAUUGUGUAGCACCCCAUUGCGAAGCUACGGCGCCCAAAAAACAACGUUUAGCUUAGAAGGUGCAGUUAAAAUUGCAGUCUCAUACUUUUCACUUUAUGUAAAAAUGUCUUAGAUCCAAAGCCGAAUAGGGUUCUUAAUCAAAUACGAGCACAGUAAGCAAAAAACUCAUGCCUCAGCGCUGCCCUUAUAGGAAUUUCUGGGCUAUUAUGCCAAAGUUGUAUUGGCUAAAGUGAUUCAAGAGGAAGAUUUAUAUGUAUAAAUACUACCCGAGCGAAACCGGGAUAGGUCCAUAGUAAAGAUAAAAAAAAAAUUGUGUGUAAUAACGCACACAUUUAAGAAAUUUUAUUUAAAGAUGGCCGAUACUGUACCUUUAGUAUAAAGGAAUACCUAAAAUAUGGUCUAACAUUGUAACGUAACUUACUAGUGUUCUAAAAUUAAAAAAUUAUUAAUAGUAAAUUAAAUGUGCCAAGAAUUUUUGAGAUAGGAAAAUAUAAUAAGUAGACAUUGUGAAAUUAACUGUUGUUGUAUAGUAUUUACAAAUUCAGUGUGAUAAAUUGCGA